Trichosurus vulpecula (common brushtail) is the source of this 2436-nucleotide messenger RNA. It is a transcript of the gene ABHD17C, whose product is annotated as abhydrolase domain containing 17C, depalmitoylase. The transcript is spliced from 4 exons. The record is from RefSeq and is a predicted model, not a curated record. Gene Ontology annotation, cellular component: plasma membrane; endosome membrane. Gene Ontology annotation, biological process: protein depalmitoylation. Gene Ontology annotation, molecular function: palmitoyl-(protein) hydrolase activity. NCBI's taxonomy places the organism in Eukaryota, Metazoa, Chordata, Mammalia, Diprotodontia, Phalangeridae. Bases 38 to 1117 code for a protein of 359 amino acids.
CUCCGCCGAGCGGGCUGGCGGGCGGCCGUCCGUCCCGAUGCCCGAACCAGGCCCCAGGAUGAACGGCUUCUCCCUCGGCGAGCUGUGCUGGCUCUUCUGCUGCCCGCCCUGCCCCAGCCGCAUCGCCGCCAAGCUCGCCUUCCUGCCUCCCGAGCCCACCUACACCGUGCUGGCCCCGGAGCAGCGCGGGGAGCAGCCCCCGGCCCAGGCUCCGGCACCGCCGCAGCAGCAGCCGCAGCCGCAGCAGCAGCAGCCGUCCGAGGAGGCGGCGGCGGCGGCAGCUGCCGCAGCGCCCGGGGCGUGCAGCCUGCACCUGAGCGAGCGGGCGGACUGGCAGUACUCCCAGCGCGAGCUGGACGCCGUCGAGGUCUUCUUCUCCCGCACCGCCCGCGACAACCGGCUGGGCUGCAUGUUCGUCCGCUGCGCGCCCAGCAGUCGCUACACGCUGCUCUUCUCGCACGGCAACGCCGUGGACCUGGGCCAGAUGUGCAGCUUCUACAUCGGCCUCGGCUCCCGCAUCAACUGCAACAUCUUCUCCUACGACUACUCGGGCUACGGCGUCAGCUCGGGCAAGCCCUCGGAGAAGAACCUCUACGCCGACAUCGACGCCGCCUGGCAGGCCCUGCGAACCCGAUUCUUCUCCAAAAAAGAUCCUACAAGUUUGCAAAUUCCACCAGCAAUGAAUGAAUGUACCUGUUUCUCCACAAUCCCGCCGCAGUAUGGUGUAAGUCCAGAGAAUAUUAUCCUGUAUGGUCAAAGUAUUGGAACUGUCCCUACCGUAGACUUGGCAUCUCGAUAUGAAUGUGCAGCUGUAAUCCUUCAUUCCCCUUUGAUGUCUGGUCUACGAGUGGCUUUUCCUGACACCAGGAAAACAUACUGCUUUGAUGCUUUUCCAAGCAUUGACAAGAUAUCUAAAGUAACCUCUCCUGUUUUGGUAAUUCAUGGUACAGAGGAUGAGGUAAUAGAUUUUUCUCAUGGUCUAGCAAUGUAUGAGCGAUGCCCACGAGCAGUAGAACCCCUCUGGGUAGAAGGGGCAGGGCAUAAUGACAUAGAGCUUUAUGCACAAUAUCUGGAAAGACUAAAACAGUUCAUCUCUCAUGAACUCCCCAAUUCCUGAAGAAGGAUACUUGAUUUUACCUCAUUUACUGUGAAUGGAAGAAUUAUCUGUUUUUGCACAUGCUUUAAACUGGAUAGCUGUAAUGGCUUUAUAACUAUGAAGAAAUGCCCUAUCUUUAGGGUAUUCUAAUCAAAUAUCUGAUGAAAUUUCAGUCUUUUGUAUGUGGAAAUCAGUCUAUAAUGCACAUAAUGUGAUAAACAGCUGUAACUUUUCAGCUUCAUUACCUUGGAGAAAGUGAAAUGAUAGCUGAACAUGGGGACACUUUUCUAGUGCUACAUGAAAUAUCCCACGGUCAGUUUUCUCUUAUGUCUGAUCAUUUAUGAUUCUUUCAUGCAAGACUUUUUUUUUAAUCCAAUGUUCUCAGUAUUUGAAAUACUGCUUUUGUCUAACUACAGCUUCUACUAAAUGGAUUCUUGGCUUUGAUCUAAGGGAGUAGUGUUUAAUUUGUGAAUUUUUUAGCUUUGGUAUUGUAACUGGAAAGUUUAUCAGGAUGAAAUUUUCUCUCUCAAUAAUUCCUAUUAAUGUACUAAUCGUCUUCCCCAAGCAAACCAUUCAAAAGAUUACUUUUUUUCCUAAAAUGUAGGAAAUAACAUGAUGGAGUUAUCACCGACAUAUUUUAUCAACUGUAACUAUAUAAAUAUAACUGGAAUAUUCUUAAAGAAAAAAUAAUGAAACUAAAUGUUUUUUUAAAGUGUAAAUUUAUUACUAGCAAACAGUUUUAAUAUUCAAAUUGUCUGAUUGGUCUGACAAAGAGCCAUAGCAGACUUUCCUUCUGUAAAGCAUUCCUUGUAGACUUUUUAAAAGGAUUGUACAUAUUUGAAUUUACAUUGUGCAUAGAUUCUUAAUUGGUAAUUUUCAUUUAAGUCUAGUUACAACAACAAACUGCAAAAUUCUUGUUUGUAAAUGAUUGAAUACAUUUUGUUAAUAUGUUUUUAUCCCUGUUAUUUUGCUAUUAAAAUUUUUAUAAUAUUUCCAAGAUAAAAAAUAAAUUAUACAUUUAUGUUUUGAUGAAUUUAUGUAAUUAAAAGUUUCACUAAACUAAUCUUAGUUUAGAAGUCAUUUGGUUUUUGACACUGGAAUGGCACAGAAUAUGCAUCAGAAAUGCAAGACAUUUAAAAUUGUUACACUACUCAUAGGUUGGGGGUUGGGAUUUUUUUUUGUUGUUGUAUGUGUUUUUUCCCCAGAUUUAAAAGGCCUUAAAUGUACUGUAAGCAAGCCUCAGAAUGUUGUAAAAUUUGAUUGGGGUUGAUUGCCACUUUGUGUACUGUUGCUUAAUGCAACACAGUGGUUGUAAUGGAAUAAAGGAUGCAUGGAUUAGA